This is a messenger RNA of Colletotrichum siamense, 2142 nucleotides long. RefSeq lists its product as uncharacterized. The record is from RefSeq and is a predicted model, not a curated record. NCBI's taxonomy places the organism in Eukaryota, Fungi, Ascomycota, Sordariomycetes, Glomerellales, Glomerellaceae. Bases 1 to 2142 code for a protein of 713 amino acids. The transcript has a single exon.
AUGUACUGCAAGCAGACGCCAAACUCAGGGUCGGCUCACAUUCACACACUCCGUCCGGCGGGUUCAUUCUAUUAUGACUACACCGAAGGGUUUGAGACUCCAGAAACGGCUGAUGCUGCUCCUUCCACCGAGGCCAACACUCCGUUAGCACCCAUACCCAAGCAUGCUUCGAGUUUUGUCAAAGCUUUGGUACUCCGCGACGAGAACAAGGCCCGUCUCGACGCGGUGGUAGACUUUUCCGUGAAGGAUUCAAGCGAUUCGUCUGGAGAUGACGGUCGAGGUGCAGCCCAGGGCGACGCUGACCCCAAGGAUAUUUCUCCCUCUCUGGCCCCUUUCUCUUUCGAAAAGGAUGGCAGCUCAGUUUCCCAUCCGAAUGACGCUGACCUUGGAAAAGGAUAUUUCAACAUGAUGUCCCUUUUCGCAGAUGAUUCGAAUGCUAGCCAAAGCGAGCGUGCGCGCGAUUCAGCAAGGCAUGGACUCGAAGAUGAUGCCCAUGAUUACAGAAUCAUCGAUGGGGCGUGGAAGAGUCUGAGUGCUGAUGAAAGGGACCAGACACGUGCAGAUGUUCCAACGACAAGGGAUCGUGUCGACAGUAUUCCUCCCGAAGACAAUGUCGCCAAAAGAUUAUCAGGUCAAGGCAAGCUACGUAAGUCUCCAAGCGCUCCAGCAGCCGUCAUGUCGACAUCGCGACAAUCAUCGUCUCAAGGUGGGCUCGCGGCGUUGCUCCGACAGAGUGUUCGACACUCUGUUGACCCUGGCCUUUCUGACUUGGCGGCACUGGUUUCAUCUUUUGAGCGCAUUGCCAAGUCCCCUUUCCUGAGGAAAGAAACAGGGCGCUCGGGAAUGAUUGACGAUGCUAACUACGGCGAUUCAGAGUAUUCUGAUGAACCCAAGGCGAAUGCAGAAGGAACCAUCAGUGCAAACCAGCAGAGUACUGAUCAAAUUGACGCCAACAGCAAGACCAAGACUUUGAAGCCCUUCUUCAGAGGUCAUCGGAGGAAUCAAGCGGUUGCGUGCAUUGGCACAAACAGCCUUCGAUCCGAAACGCCAAAAUCAAUCAAAAGUGCGAAUGCAACCAUCAUCUGCCCCGAACCCAUUUCUCCAGCUCGCCAGCUCAGAGUCAGAAAUAGUAUCCCCCAGCUCAUGAAGGCGUUGCCUUCUAUCCCCAACGAGUCGCCAUACAUGUCACCACAAGCGUCAAUCAAGUCUACAGACGACAUAAGCUUCCCGGUUGAGUUCACCCCUUUCAAGCUUGAAAUUCUUCCGACUCCUGGAUCAAGUCCUAGGAUUACUCUCAAGUCAACCGUCGAGGAUCAUGAGUCUUUCAGGGCGAGCAUCAAGGUUGAGACAGAGCCUUUGGACCGAUCUACAGAUCAGAAAUCAGUCUUGAGUAACAAGUCAAUCUCGAACGAAGUCAACAUGAUCAGAGAGGUGCCUGUUUCUUGUGUACCCUCUGAGCAAAAUUUCGUGGAUGUCGGGUGCACAGCCGGACUACGAGGACCGACACAAAGUGUUCGACUGAGGACAUCGCGUGAUCCACUGGGCAUGUUUGUGGAAGAGAAUCCAAGCGGCACUGUCAGACGAUACCUGAGCUUCUCCAAAGAGAGGCCUCUCAGCGACGUGGUGGAGGACCCGUCGGAAGGCAUCCAGGCUCAGGUACAGUACAGAAAACCUCGGGAUGGCCGAGUAUACCAGCGUAAGGGGAGACAGUUUCGCCUUGUCACGCCCAACGGGCGAGGCGCCAGAAGAGUAAACCGUCCGCCUUACUCUCCUGCAGAUACCAACUCUAGUGAUGGAUACUUACAUGAGCGUUACAUACCUCUGGCUCACCCGGUCGACGAGAACCUGAGGCCAAGCAGCUCGAUCGAGGGUUACGAUUUGAGCGAUACACGCAGCUCCAGCUCUGACCUGAGCUUCAUUCGCCCAAAGAUUAUUCGCAAGAAGCUUUCGCACCUGAAGGUUCGCAUGGCCAGAUCACGUCUCAACUUGAGGGGCAGGAACAUUGGUUCAACGGAUUCUGACGCCACCAUUCGAUUGCAAGUUCAACGGGGUGUAUCAGCGCCUGGCCAGUCCAAGAAAGUGGGCAACAAAAUGAAAGGGUGGUUCAGACGAGCUGUCCACAUCGUCAUCAGGAGGCGGUGA